This is a messenger RNA of Saprolegnia diclina VS20, 640 nucleotides long. RefSeq lists its product as hypothetical. The record is from RefSeq and is a predicted model, not a curated record. NCBI's taxonomy places the organism in Eukaryota, Oomycota, Saprolegniomycetes, Saprolegniales, Saprolegniaceae. The transcript has 5 exons. Gene Ontology annotation, biological process: vesicle-mediated transport. Bases 93 to 524 code for a protein of 143 amino acids.
CCACAGUGUUUUAAACAGACUCUGUGGACCACGCCAUCUGUUUAAAACGAAUACCUUUUUAAAUUGCUCCCUUCGCCCGUCAGCCGCCCGCCAUGUUCGAGGUCGUCUCCGCGGUCCUCGCCUUCUUCAUGAUCCUGGGGCUCACCUUCAUCAAUGGCUUCUGGCUUGUCACGCUCGAUGAGCUCGAACUCGACCAUCUCAACCCGGCCGACGUCUGCAAGCGCCUCAACAAGGUCGUUGUGCCCGAGAUGGCGGUGCACGGUCUCCUUCUCUUUGCCUGCAUUCUCGGCUGGUCGCCUUGGGUGCUCUUGCUCAACCUUCCGAUCGCAGUCUACCACGGCAAGAAGUUUUCGACGAACCAGCACUACUUGGACCCGACCGAGAUCCUCCGCUUCAAGAACCUCAAGGCGUCGCGCAACGAGGCGAUCGCCAAGACGAUCUUCUUUGGGCUUCAGAUCAUCUACGGCAUGUACUGGAUGGUCUCGGCCAUCAUCACGUCGUCCGUGCGAAAGACCAUCACGUAAUGCGUGGCUAUGGCCUCAAAACUUGUAACAUCGUGUUUACGCUUGGUUCCCGUCUUAAUGGGCGCGGUGCUUGAGCAAGAGCUUGAGCGCGAGACCUGCAAUCAUGACGGCGCCGG